UCGUUGACAUAGCAACAAAAAUCGAUAAGUAUGCUUCCCGAAAUCGUUCACGGCGAUAGAUUGUACGUGCGACGUAACCCUGCCAGGGAUUGAGUCUGGUGAAUGGUGAAGGAGUGGGAUGGAAGUCACCCGACCCCUGUUGUGGUGACACCGGAAGUACACACAGUGCCUUCGCCGGGAAUUUGAUGAUGACAACAACAUCCUUUAACCAAAGCCUCGAUAAUGGAUACGACAUUCUUCACCCGGAAACUAGUCACUGCGGCUGCGCUGUUUCUGUGCGGUUUCCUGUGUUUCGUGAUAGCGUUUGCCACCCCAACCUGGUUACAUGUUCGUGAGGGUAUCCAUGGUGGUCUGUGGUCCAGAUGUCUCAUGGUAAAGGAGCCUGCCUACUGGACGUGUGACGCUUGGGAACAGCCGACAAAUGGUUUUAUAACGGCGUCCCAGGCGUUCGCUGUCAUGUCACUACUGCUGUAUGUAUUACUCUUCGUCGCUAUGAUUGUCACUAUUGUGUCCAUGGUACAAGACAUCCCCUACCGGAAGUAUAUCGACCGGAAGUGCGUGCUCAUGUUAUUGGCUGUCAGUACCUUCUCAGCAGCUAGCCUUGCCAUUAUGUCUGGGACGGUGAUGGGGAUUAAGGGGAAGGACUACGUGUACGAUCUACAGCGGAACGAGUAUGUUGUCUUCUCCUAUAAUCAAAAGAAGAUAGAUAUCACGGGGCCACUCAACCUCGGCUGGUCCUUUGUCGUCAACGUCUUUGCCGCCAUCUUUACGUACGCUUCGUUCGCCUUUCUUGCUGUCGAAUACAAACUGCUACCGGAAGACGACGGUCAUGAAUGCCAGGAAAAUGUCUGAAGCUUUCACAAACGACACAUCAUGUGGUGACAGAUGUAGGAGAGUAUGUCUAUCUUAAAUGAACAGGAUAACACAAGGUGUCGGACGCAUUGUACGGAUAUCACAUUGUACCUCAGGUUGUCAUGCUAUAUUUUGUGUAGUGUUUCAUAAAAUGAAAAUGUGCCAUAAUAUCGUUACAUGUCAUAAUGUUUGGGACGUUGGAGAGGCACCUGGUGUUAUGAGACUUGAAUGCUAAUUUUAGGAUUGCAAUUACGUUCCGGCGACAUUUGUUGUUGGGAAAUUAUUACAUUGCACAAUUUAGAUUUAUGUAUGAUGUCUCAGCGUCCGUUGCUUGUGAAAUUACGUGCUGCUUUAUGUUAAUACUGCUCAGUACAGACUCCCAAAAGUAAACCUAUUCCGGUACUUUAUAGGGCAUAUACUUCCGGAACUAAGGUCAUAUCAGGAGGCUGUGUCUCAUUUUGUUUUCAUGACAGGAGAGGACGUCCGGUGGAGUGAAAUAAGGGGCCGUAUACUGCCAAUAGUUUAUAAUAUCGCAUGGUGUCAAAAUCAUAUAUAAAUUUCAAAAAAGCAUGGAUGAGUAAGAUAAGGUCCAAUAGCCAGCAAGCAGAGCACUUUUGCCUGUUCCAUUAAUGGGGGAAUUGCGAAAAUGCUAUGAAUUGGUAGAAAGUCUGAAAGAGCUCGUUACGAGAGCGGAGGUGAAAUUGUGCGUGGUGAUGAAACAGUGUCAGAAUGGUAUGUGUUGUGUGUAGUAGUAAUACGUCAUAACUCUAGAUUAUCACACUGUGUGUUGAGGGUUUCUCAUCGCGAGCACGUGGAUUAAAUCGAGAGGCCAUCGCAGGUGGAGUCUAUGUACUUACCAUAUACAUUUCUCCAUUCAUAAAAAAUGUCAACUAAACAACGUAAAUUUUCCAAAUGUCUUUUAGCUAUAGGCUGCAAUGACCGAUCCUCGAUCUGGAACAAACGUAAACAAAUAGGUUUGCGCGGAAGAAUACCAUGAACCUUAAAACUAUGUAGAAAAAUAUUUUUCCAAACAAUUUUAUCGUCAUUGGCUUCUACAUAUAUUAUAUAAGCUUAUAAAGUGUUGUUGUCCUCACAAUAUUUUUUCGUAAUUUUAUAUUGAUAUGUUUAUGAUGGAAUAUUUUCUUACACGGAUCCAUUUUGUGUGGACAUUAUUUCCGGCUCAGGCCGUAGCCUGGCGCGACCAGACGUCAACGUUCCUUUUUGGGCAAAUGUGUUUCAGAAUGGGAAAAUCCUUUCUCAAGUCGAUCUCAUUUUCUUCUUAAGUAUUCCGCACUGACAACACAUGAUAAUGAAUCUAUAGAUGAAGAUUAUGUAAAGUAAUACUACAUUGACAUAAUGGUGUGUAGUAAUACAUAGUGAGGAUGUAAUGUGUGGUGGUAUGGUUUGGGAAUGGUGUGUGAUGGUAGAUCUGGACUGUGCUAAAGUUUUUAUGGCGAUACAGUGUGACGAUGGUGUGUGCGGUGGUAGAAGUGUUUCAGGAGAAACAUUGUGACGAUGGUGUAUGUGGUGGUGCGAUUUGAAAAUUGUAUGAACAACUUUAUGGUAAUUGUAUGUUUUGCAUGGUAAACUAUAUAUACAAAUGGUUUCUUGCUUGUAUAUUGUAUUGAAAAUAACCAAGGGAGAUGUAAUUUUGGAAGGCAUCUUAUCGGCAUAAUGAUUUUUUCUAUCUGAUGCAACGAAGAAAAUGGUUCCUUCAAUUUUACAUAUGUGUCUUGCUUACAAUUGUGUACCCAUUUUGCAAAUGUCGUCAAUAAAAUCAAUUUC
This is a messenger RNA of Mizuhopecten yessoensis (Yesso scallop), 2637 nucleotides long. RefSeq lists its product as uncharacterized. The record is from RefSeq and is a predicted model, not a curated record. The transcript has 4 exons. Gene Ontology annotation, cellular component: plasma membrane. The coding region runs from base 223 to 852 and encodes 209 amino acids. Lineage: Eukaryota; Metazoa; Mollusca; Bivalvia; Pectinida; Pectinidae.